This is a messenger RNA of Scatophagus argus, 3741 nucleotides long. It is a transcript of the gene casp7, whose product is annotated as caspase 7, apoptosis-related cysteine peptidase. Gene Ontology annotation, biological process: apoptotic process; proteolysis. The record is from RefSeq and is a predicted model, not a curated record. The transcript is spliced from 6 exons. NCBI's taxonomy places the organism in Eukaryota, Metazoa, Chordata, Actinopteri, Scatophagidae. Bases 2048 to 2950 code for a protein of 300 amino acids. Gene Ontology annotation, cellular component: cytoplasm.
ACAUAGAAGGGCCCAGACUGGGAUUCGAACCUGGAACCCUCUUGCUAUGAGGCGACAGUGCUAACCACUGCACCACCGUGCCGCUCCAAUGUGGAACAUUUUUCCCUUAUUUUUUAUCUUCAAAACAAUAAAACAACAAAAGAAGCAUCUUAUAUGUUACAACUUAAACAGACAAAAGUGCUUGUUGAGCAAAAACAAAAGUUGACAUAGCGUAAUCUGCUGUAAAUUAUGUUUUCUGCCACUUUAGGAGCAUGACAAAAAACUGAUACCAACUUAUUUACAGUACUUGGAUGUCUUUUCAUUUGAAGAAGGCAUGACCAAACAACUGAUUAAAUGAUGCUGUCUAAGUCAUGCAUUGUUGUCUGGACAGUCAUAUCGUAAAGAGGGUAAUGAUAGUUCUUUGUGGUUCUUGAACUGGUUUAAUAAAGCGAUUUUCUGAAAAUAAAGAUUUUCUCUGUAAUUGCACCCCUUCUUGUGCAUCCAGCUCUGAAGUUGAGGCGAUCAAGCACUCACAGCAUGUAUGCUGGUAAAGAUGGAUUCUGUGCCUGUCAGCAGAGGAACAACUUGUUGCCCUGUCUGACCUCAGCAGGGAACGAGGCGCAGGGGCCAUGUGUGAAUAGGCCUUUAGAAAGCGCUGGUGUGGUGGCGAGGCUGCUGACUCAGGGGGCUCACAGUGCGCCGCCCCUGUCCUCAGCACCUGCUGGCCCAGUCAGGUGUCCAUCCAGUACAGAGAGCAUGUCAGUAUCCUAGCACACAGCCAAAAAUUAAGCUGUCAGUUUUGGAGAAACACACUUUUUUUGGGGGGAAAAAAGAAACAAGACAAAACCAACGCAUUUCAGAUGCAGAGUGGCGUAGCGCUUAAUGACGAACCCAGGUAAGACUGACAAAACCGCCUCGUACUCCUCUUCACCGUCCUCCGACCUGCUCCUCUUUCUGCCAUGCCCAGCCAACAGCAAAACAGAGUUGCAGCUCUUUGCCCACCCUCGCACAGUUGUUUGGUACAAUAUGUUAGCGCAAUUUGGAGGUGGGAGGGGGGCUCCAAAAAGUUCUGGAUCACAUGUUUAUCAGAAUAUGGUUGGGCUGCCUGCUGGGCUGUAUGCGCAUGAGAUUGUUGGUGCGCAUUGCUGUGUAUUGUUUCUAUGCUUGAGUAACUUGAUGACGAGGCUCUUCUGGAACAAGCCUGGAUUUUCUGAGCGCCCAAUGGGCCACUGUUGGCUUAGCUAUCUGGAUGGAUCUUUUGAAGAAUGGAAAUAUGACAGGUCUGUGAGAUUCGCCACUCGUGGAAGAUUUCCUGUCGCUCAAUCUACAUUGAUGUGGUUAUGAUUUUUUGAUAUCUGCGCUAAGCAAAAAUGUUCUAGUUAUUUCUUUAACCCAGCGGUGGAUUACUGCGACCAAAUUUGGCUGUGACCUUAAUGCCUUAUUUGACAAUGUAUGUACUCUUUGAUUUCUGAGUAAGUGUUUUCAGUUCAGUGUGAGUUUUCCUUGCAUUGGAAGUCCUGAUGUUUACUUAUGUACUGAAACAUUUUGGCUUUAAAGAUACCGUCACAUUCUGUGAGAUUCAAGAAUAUUUUAUUGAAAACUCACUUGCAAGAUGCUGCCUUGUAAAGUAAGAGUUAAUAUUAUGGAGGUUUUAACUGCGCUUAUGGGUUUCAUUGAUGAGAAGCAGAUUUUUUUCUAACAGCAUCAAAAAGCUUAAGAUUGGUUUUUUUAAUCUAGUCUAAUUCUUACAGUCAUUGUCAUUUUCAUUCCUAGUACUGUUCUUACUAAUAUGUUUGCUGUGUUUUUUGGUUUUUUAGUUUGAUGUGUAAGGUCUAAAAAAAGAGUAAUGUAGGAAUAAUGAUAUGGAUGUGACAUGUCUGUGCUGUAUGCUUAACCAUUCAAAAGUUAACUAUUGCUCUGAGGUGUCUUAGUUUUAUCUUAUGUGUCUUUCUGUCCUUUCAUUUGUCACACUGGUCGAUCCAUUAUACAGAGUUUUGUUCUCCGUGUACAAAACAUUAUUUUUUUUGCAAACCCGUCAUACAUAAUAUGUGUUUUUAAAGAGGACUUCAUGCAACCUAAAAGCAUGACGACCAUUCAGAAACAUAGAGUUCAACCAUCUGACUGUACUGAAUCAAGCUCUCUUGGCAGUAAGAAGAAUAAGGAUGGCCAGACGCGGGAGCAGGACUACUCUUCUGAAAGCCAUUACAGAAUUGUUUCACCAACAUUCCAGUAUAAGAUGAGCCACCAGCGAGUGGGAAAGUGUAUUAUCAUCAACAACAAAAACUUUGAUGAGAAGACAGGGAUGAAUGUACGCAAUGGCACAGACCGAGAUGCUGGUGAGCUGUUCAAAUGCUUCAAAAGCCUGGGCUUUGAUGUCUUCAUCUACAAUGAUCAGACAUGUGAGAAGAUGGAGCGUCUCCUGAGAGAGGCCUCGGAGGAAGACCAUAGUGACAGCUCGUGUUUCGCCUGUAUCCUGCUAAGCCACGGUGAGGAGGGUAUGAUCUACGGAACAGACGGAGCCAUGCCCAUCAAGACCAUGACCUCAUUGUUCAGAGGGGACAUGUGCAAAAGCUUAGUUGGAAAGCCAAAACUGUUCUUCAUCCAGGCUUGUCGGGGUUCUGAAUUUGACGAUGGUAUACAGACAGAUUCGGGUCCUCCGAACGAGACUUUGGAGACAGAUGCUAAUCCAAGACAUAAGAUCCCUGUAGAGGCAGAUUUCCUAUUUGCCUACUCCACUGUACCAGGGUAUUACUCAUGGAGGAACCCUGGGCGUGGCUCCUGGUUUGUCCAGGCGCUAUGCAACGUCCUUAACGAGUUUGGCAAGCAGCUGGAGAUUAUGCAGAUCCUGACUCGAGUCAACUACAUGGUGGCCACCAGCUUCGAGUCCUGGUCUGAAGACCCACGCUUCAGCGAGAAGAAGCAGAUUCCCUGUGUGGUCUCUAUGCUUACGAAAGAACUGUAUUUCAACUGACCGCCAGCCAGACUGACUGUACUGUAUGACACCACAGACUGACCGACUGACUGACUCAACUGUUUCAGGUGGCGACUAUGCGGUUAUAGCAUUCAGGGAUGAUUCAGGCCCAGCAGGACACUGCACAUUUGGAGCACAUGUGACAUUUUGCAUGUGUAGUUGGGCCCGAAAACAAGCACUCUGUGAGAAGAACAAAUAUUUACAGUGGCACUCCUCGUUCAUGUGUUGAUGGUGAAACUUCUUUUUUCAGGUUAUUCUUCAGAAAAAUGGCGUCACAUUUGAUCUGAUCUUUUUUUGACAGGCAUCGUGAAUAUCAAUGUUAUUCUACCAGCCCAGAAAAUUUGCUGCCAGUUUCUGUGGGUUUGGGGAAUCAUGUCUGAAUAUGUGUUUCUCCAUUUUCCAGUAUUUACAAUAGAUUUUGAAAGUAACUAUAUAGAAUGGAGAGAAGUCUUCAGGCUAAAUUUGGCUGUUGGGUUUGCUACAUGAAAUGGUGUCUGACUGAUGAAAUAAUUGAUAAAAAAUAUUGUUCUGAGAGAAGUCACAGAACUGAGUGACAGUUGAAUAUUUUAAUGAAUCAGUCUUUUUUAUUUAUCUAAUAUAAAGAACAGUUCAGAAUGAGGGCUAUCUGAGAUGGCACCAGUCAGUCAUUAGAAAUCCCCACUAGGAAACUUAAAUAGAGUGUUUACAAACCAUUGCCAUAGGAGAGAUGUGUGGCUAGAGAGGGAAAAAGGCACCUGGAAAAUGGAUAAGAUCAUUUUCAGCUAUUUGUGUUUUAAUGUUUUCAGCUGUCA